This is a messenger RNA of Branchiostoma floridae (Florida lancelet), 5393 nucleotides long. Its product is annotated as DNA replication ATP-dependent helicase/nuclease DNA2-like. The record is from RefSeq and is a predicted model, not a curated record. Gene Ontology annotation, biological process: replication fork reversal. NCBI's taxonomy places the organism in Eukaryota, Metazoa, Chordata, Leptocardii, Amphioxiformes, Branchiostomatidae. Gene Ontology annotation, molecular function: helicase activity; 5'-flap endonuclease activity. Gene Ontology annotation, cellular component: cytoplasm. The transcript has 19 exons.
UCAUGGAGACAGAUAAGCCAGUUGUCAUGGAGACAGAUAAGUCAGUUGCUACGGAGACAGACAAGUCAGUUUCCACAGAGACAGACAAGCCAGUUGCCAUGGAGACAGCUGCCCUCGCGCCCCCCGCACAGCCGUGUGAAGCGGAGCCGGUGAGCCCCUGCAGUGCGGACUGGGAGGAGCUGAACGACAGCUUCUUUGAGAACCUGACAGGGGGCGCCGCUGAGCUGGCCAGGAGCUUCAGCGAGAUGUCACCCUUCAAGGGCGGCAAAGCAGCAAGUUCCACAGAUGACCCGACCCUCGGCACUGCCGACGUCUGUAACAAGUUCGGCAGGUUCAGAGUUCAGGGGGUCGAGGCAGCAGAGCAUGAUGGGUAUGUGACCCAGCUGACCUUGCAGCUGACCAAUCCCGCGCACCGUAGCGGCCGGACCUGCGUUCUCCGCGACAGCUGGGCGGGACUGCCCGUCCAGUCAGGCGACAUCGUGCACGUGAUGGCGGAGUUUGGCGCUGAUGGCAUCUGCAUGGUGGACAGGGACCGCGGGUACAUUGUGGUGACCCCUGACCUCCUGAUGUCAUCAACAGCAGUAGCCAAUGGCAUCAAGUGUCUGCGGAGAGCUGUUCUCAGCGAGAGGUUCAAGGGCACAGACGGCUCCAGUAAACAGAUGCUGCUCGGUACCAUAUUACAUGACGUCUUCCAGGCAGCCACAACUACCUCGUUCAGCGCUGACUCCCUCAAGCAGAUCUCCCAGCAGGCAUUGCAGAAGCAGAGGCACCUUCGGGACAUGUUCAGCCUGAGCCUGACCCAGACCCAGCUGCAGGAGGAGAUAGCGGAGUACCUGCCCGUGAUGCGCAGCUGGGCCGACAGGUUCUACGGGACACGGGGAGCGGAGAUGGAGGUGAAGCUGCCGGGAACAACGUACCGUAACCGUGGCGAUGAACGGAGCACCGUGGCCGUCAGCUCUGUCAGGGAUAUUGAGGAGAAUGUGUGGGCUCCAAGGUUUGGGCUGAAGGGGAAACUCGACGUGACGACGGAAGUGCGGAUCCAGCCUCGGGGCAGGGACCCCCUGCGGAGAGUCCUGCCUCUGGAGCUGAAGACUGGCCGGGAAACCAACUCUAUAGAACACAGGAGCCAGGUGAUCCUGUACACGCUGCUGACCCGUGAGCAGCACUCCGACCCUGAGCUGGGCCUGCUGCUGUACCUGAAGACAGGAAACAUGAAGGCUGUUCCUGCUGGCCAUGUGGACAGGAGGGAGCUGAUCAUGCUCAGGAACAGGUGGGAGGGGGUUCUGGUGACCCAGCUGAAACGCUCGCUAACCCAGGAGGGGGACAGCGUGGUGCCGGCCCAGCUGCCUCCGGUCAUCAACGACCCACGUGGGUGUAAAUACUGCUCCCAGCUGGGUAACUGUGCUAUAUACAACAGAGUGUUUGAGUCAGGAGAAGCUGAAGGAGACAUGUCAGAGCUGCUGAGACAGGAGACAGAACACCUGAAGACGUCUCACCUGAAGUACUUCUCUCACUGGUACCUGCUGGUCAUGCUGGAGGACAGGGAGACCUCGCACAAGUCUCACCUGGCGCACCUGUGGUGUAAACCUGCCCAGGACAGGGAGAAGAGCGGAGACUGUGCCCACGGGCUGGAGCUGGCCAGGUGUGAGCCAGGUGUGGACGGAGACUUCACCUGUACCUUCAGGAGGAAACACCUGACAACCAGCUCCCAGCCUGCCCAGUCCCUGCGACUGUGCGUGGAUGACUACAUCCUGGUCAGUGUGGAGGACAGGAACAUGGUGGCGAUGUGCUCCGGAUUUCUCACCGAACUGGCAGAGGAAACUCUGUCUGUCAGAGUCGACAGGGACCUGUCCAAGUUCCCUGCAGACACCGUCUUCACCAUCGACAAAAAGGACGGGUACGUUUCCACGGCGACCAGCCUGGCGAACCUCGCCCGUCUGAUGGGGAAAACCGCAACAGCCGAGCGACUCCGGGAGCUGAUCGUGGAACAGCGCGAGCCUCGCUUCCACACAAGAGUCUCCGACAUGUGUCCAGCCGGCGCAAGGGAUACCAUCGCCAGGAUACUCAAAGGUCUGAACCAGCCGCAGAAGCAAGCGAUUUAGAAGGUCCUGGUUUAGGUUGAGUUGUUUAUAUUGUUUGUUUUACAAGGUCAGAACCUAACCCUAACCUUUACCCUAUAACCCCAACUCUACACCAACUCCGCUGUCGAUAACGUGCUGCUCAAACUCACCAAGUACAAGGUUGAUUUCCUGCGGCUGGGCAGUGCCUCCCGAGUCCACCCGGGCGUGGCGCCCCACACCGACGACCAGCUGACCCGAGGACUGACCUCCGUGGCCGAGCUGGACAAGCUCUACAUGGACAAGCCGGUAGUUGCGACCACGUGCCUGGGCGCCAAACACGCGCUGUUCUCACGGCGUAAGUUUGACGUGUGUAUCGUGGACGAAGCGUCUCAGAUUGCCCAGCCGGUGUGCCUGGGGCCGCUGGUGCACGCGGGGAGGUUCGUGCUCGUCGGGGACCACCAGCAGCUGCCCCCCCUGGUGCAGAGUGGUACGGCCCGCAGGAUGGGCAUGGACGAGAGUCUCUUUAAGAAGAUGGGACAUCAUCAGAGUGCGACAGCGACGCUGAACGUGCAGUACCGCAUGAACUCUGACAUCAUGGACCUCAGCAACACCCUGAUGUAUGAUGGGAAGCUUCGCUGCGGCUCCGACAAGGUCGCGACAGCACGGCUCGACCUUCCCGCCUGGGCACAGCUGGAGGAAGUGAUGUCAGGGCUUGGCGUGGCGUCGUCAUGGAUACGGGAAGCUCUCAGGCCGGACGCACUUGUCAGAUUCCUGGACACAGACAAGGUACCGGCAGUGGAGACCAGCGAACAGGGCGGUUUGAGUAACCGGACAGAGGCUCAGCUGGUUCGGACGCUCACAUCUGCUCUUGUCAAGGCUGGGUGCCUGCAGGAGGAUAUAGGCAUCAUCGCUCCCUACAGAAGACAGCUCCGGGUCCUGUCUGACCUGCUGCAGGGAGCAGGCUGCCCUGGGGAGGAGAACAACCCAGGGUACCCCGGGGUGGAGAUCAACACGGUGGAUAAAUACCAGGGUAGAGACAAGAGUGUGAUCAUGGUGUCCUUCGUCAGAAGUAACUCAGGAGGGCAGCUGGGUGAGCUCCUGCAGGACUGGCGCCGGCUGAACGUGGCAAUCACCCGCGCCAAGCACAAGCUGCUGCUGAUUGGCUCCCUCAGCACGCUGACCCGGUACGACCCCGUCGAGCGCCUGCUCAGCCAUCUGUCGGCCAAUCAGAUGGUUCUGGAACUCCCCCCAGGGGCAGAGAACAUUCCAGGUGACUUUUGAUUGGAGGAUGGCCAACCAACCACUGACUGGCUUUGACCCAGGUGUACAUGGGUGACCUGUGAUUGGAGAAUGGCUACCAAUCACAGAAUGGCUGUGAUCCAGGUGCAAUUUGUGGUCAGAGGACUGCCAACCAAUCACUGGCUUGGAUUGAUCCAGGUGCGACUCAUGAUUGGAGGAUCGCCAACCAGUCACUACACUGGUUUUAGUCCAUGCCAACCAAUGACUGAAAGAGGUCCUACAAGGUAACCAACCAAAAGUGUUAGAUAAUUUAACAUAUACACGUCUAAGGUGCAGGUGUGAACACUAUUGCGGUAAGAGCCACAGAGAUGUUUUAGUGGGUUUCUGCAAACAAACCCAGUGCUGCCAGGAUCACAGGACCUACAGUUCAGCCCAGUAUGGGAGGCCGUUCUGUAAACAGGUGAAUGUACGACAUAACUUCCUUUCAAAAUAAAUUAAGAAGGAAAUUGUCAAUCAUGACAAUUUUACUCAUUAUGUGCAGAACAAAUUUGUACUUCAUUGACAUCUAUUACUCUGAUACACUGCAGUUGUACAGUAUUAAAUGUAUUAUGUAUAUUUUAAUGAACUUCUCUAUUGCCAUACAUUUGUAUUUUUGUGAAUAUUGAUAAAGAAUAAAGUAUGUAGUACUGUCUGAUGUCUAUUCAUGAAUCUAUUUCAUCAAGUCUGUCUCCAUGACAGCAGCUUCCAUGGCAACAUUAGGUUUCCAUGACAACUGCCCAGUUUCCGUUGCAAAACAAGAAAGGCAGACAUAAAAACCACCUGACUAUUGUGUGUACCUAAUUAUUCUGAAAAGAAAAUGAGUAAAAUGUUACAAAGUGAAAAAACGAUUUACGACAAGUUGAUAUCCUUUCAAGUACUUGAUUGCUUUAUUGUAUUUCAGUGUUUUAUAGGCAGCAAACAAAGAAAGAAAACAGAACAAACAUCCAUGUUUUACAGACAAUGACCAGGUAAACAAGUUAGUAAACAUAAUAAAGCAAAUGUGCACCAAAAGGCAAGAGUCAGCUGACUUUGAGCCAACAUUGUGACAGAACAACAGUGAUGCUGAAGUGAAGACUCCAGGUUUGCACAUUUCAAAGCCUGAUACAUGUACUAGUAUAUCAAGUGAUAUCCUAAUGUGACAUUCACAACAACGAACAUGGUAGGUAGAACACGUAGCACAUUUUAUACAUCCAUCAACCCUGUGUGGAAGAAAGAUUUGGCAUAACUUUAACCCACUUGUAAGUAGUUCCCCGCUGACUCAUGUUUGUAUUCACAAGUAUAUGCUGCAGAGGAUGUAAGCAUGAAAGCUCAUCUGUGUUGAUGUAGUACAUAUUGAAGAUUUUCCACUGUCUUAUAACACCAAAAUCAGCUUACCUCGAAUUUAGUUUGGUGUUGUAAGACAGUGGAAAAUCAUCUUCAAUAUGCAGAGGAUGUGCCUUCUCUUUGGCUAGAUAAUUGUUACUCCAGGAACAGUACAGACCUGAUAAUGUAACCGUUACUUGAGUAAUGUAUUUUACCUUCAUCUGCCUUGAUUAUCGAUAAGACAGUUUAAGAUAAAGACUAUGAAUUGUAGAAAAACACUGGAAGAAUAACUGACUAAGAUUAAAUAUUGCUCAGUAUACAGAAAAUUUGUCUGCCAAGUCUGGUCCCCUAAAGUCAACCUGUCUGCAGUACCCUCACAAACAGGAAGGGGGUCUCCAUGUGUUUUAAAAUCUCAGACUUUAACACCAAGAAAAGUUGGUACCAGGCCUGGUUGGUACUGCACAUUUUUGCCCUUGAACUUGCUCAACUCUUUAUUCUACUGGGCUAGGAGGCCAGACCAAUUCCUUUGCUUGGUUCUACGCAAACUGUUGGAAGAUGGCAACGGAAAAAGACUUUGAGGAAUACUUGACUUAGUAUAUAUUAUGUCUAUAUCCACUCCCUGAAGCUGUGAGUACCAAGGUACAGAAUUUCCCCUCAGACAGUUUUCAAGUUUAUCUUUUAGUUCAGGAUUUUUUGUACUGGAAAACCAACAAAACUGAAAUCAGUUUGGCCUCAAUGCUACAGUACUUGGUC